Molecule: messenger RNA, 309 nt
Organism: Neurospora tetrasperma FGSC 2508
Lineage: Eukaryota; Fungi; Ascomycota; Sordariomycetes; Sordariales; Sordariaceae
Exons: 2
Molecular function (GO): arylformamidase activity
Source: RefSeq, a predicted model, not a curated record
GGUCUGGAACCCUCUGUCCCGCUCUUCCAAUUCCUUUGGUCCAACUUCUCCGCCGUAGCAGGCGACCAGCCUUCUCUCGAGUGUUGGCCUCCUCUCGCCACCCGUGACCCCGUGAACUACGGGGAUGAGUUGAGUCUGCACGAAGUGAUGCUAGCGGGGUGGGGGAUGCCGAUCGGCGAGCUGUUUGAUCUUGAGGAGUUGGCGAGGGAAUGUAGAGACAGAAAGAGGUGGAGUUUUUUUGUUGUGAGCGAGGUGUGCAAUGUGAAGGGUGGGGUUGCUAGUCCUCCUAACGCUUUGGCGAUCUUUUGA